GGUAAUAGGAUUGUGGCUUCCCUCUGGGGCAGCCGCACAGGCCAUGGCCGUGGGGCUGGCAACUGGCAACAGCUGAGGAGCCAGAGCCCUCUGCCUGCCCAGACCCUGUGCCCCCGGCUGGCCUCACGUGCAUGGAAUGGUGCUGUGCCCCUUGCCAGCGGGCCAGGCUCACCAUGGUGCCGGGGGCCAUCCUGGCGCGGGGACGGGACGUGUGCAAGCGGAAUGGACUGCUCAUCCUGUCCGUGCUGUCGGUCAUCGUGGGCUGCCUCCUCGGCUUCUUCCUGAGGACCCGACGGCUCUCACCACAGGAGAUCAGUUACCUCCAGUUCCCGGGAGAGCUCCUGAUGAGAAUGCUGAAGAUGCUCAUCCUACCGCUGGUGGUCUCCAGCUUGAUGUCCGGCCUCGCCUCUCUGGAUGCCAAGACCUCCAGCCGCCUGGGCAUCCUCACUGUGGCCUACUACCUGUGGACCACCUUUGUGGCUGUCAUUGUGGGCAUCAUCAUGGUCUCCAUCAUUCACCCGGGCGUUGCGGCUCAGAAGGAGACCACGGAGCAGAGCGGGAAGCCCAUCAUGAGCUCGGCCGACGCCCUGCUGGACCUCAUCAGGAACAUGUUCCCAGCCAACCUGGUGGAAGCCACAUUCAAACAGUACCGCACCAAGACCACUCCGGUUGUCAAGACCCCCAAGGUGGCACAGGAGGAGACCCCUCCUCGCCGGAUCCUCAUCUACGGAGUCCAGGAGGAGAACGGCUCUCGAGUGCAGAACUUCGCCCUGGACCUGACGCCACCGCCUGAAGUCGUGUACAAGGCGGAGCCUGGCACCAGCGACGGCAUGAACGUGCUGGGCAUUGUCAUCUUCUCCGCCACCAUGGGCAUCAUGCUGGGCCGCAUGGGUGACAGUGGGACCCCUCUGGUCAGCUUCUGCCAGUGUCUCAACGAGUCGGUGAUGAAGAUUGUGGCAGUGGCUGUUUGGUACUUCCCCUUUGGCAUCGUGUUCCUCAUCGCCGGCAAGAUCCUGGAGAUGGACGACCCCAGGGCUGUGGGCAAGAAGCUGGGCUUCUACGCGGUCACCGUGGUGUGCGGGCUGGUGCUCCACGGCCUCUUCAUCCUGCCUCUCCUCUACUUCUUCAUCACCAGGAAGAACCCCAUCGUCUUCAUCCGCGGCGUCCUGCAGGCCCUGCUCAUCGCACUGGCCACCUCCUCCAGCUCAGCCACGCUGCCCAUCACCUUCAAGUGCCUGCUGGAGAACAACCACGUCGACCGGCGCAUUGCACGCUUUGUGCUGCCCGUGGGCGCCACCAUCAACAUGGACGGCACUGCGCUCUACGAGGCUGUGGCUGCCAUCUUCAUCGCCCAGGUCAACAACUACGAGCUGGACUUCGGCCAGAUCAUCACCAUCAGCAUCACAGCCACUGCAGCCAGCAUCGGGGCAGCUGGCAUCCCCCAGGCUGGACUCGUAACCAUGGUCAUCGUGCUCACGUCUGUGGGACUGCCCACUGACGAUAUCACCCUCAUCAUCGCUGUCGACUGGGCUCUGGACCGUUUCCGCACCAUGAUUAAUGUGCUGGGGGAUGCUCUGGCCGCAGGGAUCAUGGCACACAUCUGCCGGAAGGACUUCGCUCGGGACACAGGCACAGAGAAACUGCCACCCUGCGAGACCAAGCCAGUGAGCCUCCAGGAAAUCGUGGCAACCCAGCAGAACGGCUGCGUGAAGAGCGUGGCCGAGGCCUCAGAGCUGACACUGGGCCCUGCCUGCCCCCACCACGUCCCCGUGCAGGUGGAGCAGGAUGAGGAGCCAGCAGCCACCAGUCUGGAGCACUGUACCAUUGAGAUCAGUGAGCUUGAAACCAACGUCUGAGCCUGCAGGGCUGGGCUGGGGCAGAAACACAACUUUCCAACCCUCCUGAGCAGUCAACAGGGGCCAGACUCACACAUUCUUCCUACCCUUGAGAGACUCAGCCCCACUUGACAGAAAACAAAUCUCGCAGAAGGGAAAGGUCUCAGGAGCAGCCCCAGCCAGAGACUGAUGGGCCCAGCAUAGCCCAAGCACCAGCUGUGACAGUUUUCCCUGUGGACGACAGAAUUGAGGCCCUGAAAGCUGAAAACACUUGCCCGAGGCCUUGCCAAGUAGGGUUAUGGCCAGGAUGCUAACUCAAGUCUUUCAAGCGUGGACCUCUCCCUUCUGGAGGUCAGAUGCCGGGUGAGGCUACGCCACCACCACCACUUCCCGUGUGUGAAGACAUAACAAUGAUGUCCUGGUUUCUGCCCCAGCUGUGUCCAGGCCAGGUCCAGGCCUCCACCCCACCCCAUAACAGGUGGCCUCAGCCAAACAGUUCUCCCCAGGGGAAGCCCAGCCCAGGGCGAACACCCACUGCUUUCCUGGGGCCACUGUCCAUCCGGUCUCCUAUCCCACCACUUGGCUCUUGCAAAGCUCAUCAGAUGCGGAGACAGAUGUCCUCACUGCAGCUGGAAAGCUCCUUAGACACAACCAAGCCAAUCUCUCAUGAGACAAGUGGGCAAGCCAGGCUCUGGGAGAGGCUCAGCCUGGGAUGCUCUGGUCAGUUCCUAAGAGGCCUCUGUGGCAAAGUCAGCCCUUUUUGUGUUUGCGAAUUCCAUGAUAAUAAAGACAUUUUGUUUUGCACUCUGUGGGCUUACAGACCACUUCUUUAUUGGGCUAAUCCAGGCUAUCACAGUGUAGACGGGCCUAUCCGGGCAGCUGGAGUAUGGACAGGCCUGUGCACAUGGCCAGAAUACAAACAAGCUUUUCCAUGUAGCUUGAGUGUAGACAGGUCUACCCAGGGUGUCGGUGCGUGGAGAGGCCUGCCUGGGCAGCCAGAGUGCAGAUGAGCCUGGCAUGGUAGCUGUCCACAUGGGAACAGGAGCCCAGGGAGGGCUGUCAUAUUCAGAAGAUAGCAUACAAACUGGCCUGCCCAGGGUUCUGUCUCAACAGCCUCAGUGUGGCUGGACCUUGUCCAGUGUGGACAGACCACUCUGCCCCCAGCCCGGCUCUGAUUUACAGACAACACCCUGGAGUCAGUCCCCAUAAAAGGAACCAAUUUCCUUAGCCGGUCCAGCUCCCUUUGGUGAAUGCUUUGUCUUAGAGAGGGGACAUGCCCUGACUGCCUCCCUCAUACUCCUCUCCUCAGAGUGCCUCCAGGAGGCCUGCAGGGCGCAGGGCCCUGUCACACAGCCUGUUCUAGGUGUGCCCUGGGGAGAAGAUAGAGCUCUAGGGUCUGGAGGGGUCUUGCACCGGGAUGUCGGCAAAGACACCAACGUACAGAGAGGAGCCAGGCCCCCCAAGGUCAUUCAGGGAGUGAGGAGGGCAGCUGUUCCCAGCCACCCACCCUGAACUACCUCCAUCCUCCUCCUAGGACCAUGGUCUGAGGAGUCUAGGAUACCCCGGGAUACUUCCAGGAUACCCCCUCCUGCUGCUGGGGGCUGCGGGGUGACCAUGAGAGUGGCCUUCUUUGUUGAGGCCCACUCGUCCAGGAGAGGUGAGGCGUCAAGGCACAGCCACUCGCAGCUUCGUGGGGACAGGCUUGCUCACUCCCUCCCUGUGUCACAGCUCUAACCCCCUUUGAGCAGUCAAGUCUGGAGCCUUGACAGGAGCACACUUACAUAUCUCCAGCAGCAGAGAGGUCACUACUUCUUGGGUUUCUCAAGCCACUGUGGGGUAGCGCUGCCUAUCAGAGGUUCUCCUUAGCUGGGAGCUGGGUAGUACCUCCUGCAGCUGCCUCUCCCAAUUCCAGUUCUGUCCCUACGGGUGUGGGGAAACACUGAGCAUGUCUGUUACCUCUGCCCUGGGGAGGCCGUCAGAGACCUGGGUCCCCAAGUUGGCUCUGCUCCAGCUCCCAGGCCCACCUUGAGUCCUGUCUGCCACAGAUCCCACUGACAAGUCUCCUUAAGUGCAAAGGUUCCCUGUGACCCUCCAGGUGAGCCCUGAACAGGCCCACAACCUCUGGGAAGGUAGUGUGAGCUUAAAGGGCCAAUAUGUGGUCCCAGGACAGGACCCGUGGGUUCUCAUCAAGCCAACAGGCUGCACCCAACUCCUGGCCUCCUUACCUGUGGCUGAGCCCGUCUCCCUGGACAUCUAUGGGUACAGCUACUGUCUGGGCCCCAAGACUA
Nycticebus coucang (slow loris) is the source of this 4123-nucleotide messenger RNA. RefSeq names its product solute carrier family 1 member 7 (gene SLC1A7). The record is from RefSeq and is a predicted model, not a curated record. The transcript is spliced from 11 exons. NCBI's taxonomy places the organism in Eukaryota, Metazoa, Chordata, Mammalia, Primates, Lorisidae. Gene Ontology annotation, cellular component: plasma membrane. Gene Ontology annotation, biological process: L-glutamate transmembrane transport. The coding region runs from base 132 to 1856 and encodes 574 amino acids. Gene Ontology annotation, molecular function: glutamate:sodium symporter activity; neutral L-amino acid transmembrane transporter activity; L-glutamate transmembrane transporter activity.